Molecule: messenger RNA, 1068 nt
Organism: Choloepus didactylus (southern two-toed sloth)
Lineage: Eukaryota; Metazoa; Chordata; Mammalia; Pilosa; Megalonychidae
Gene: ITM2C
Product: integral membrane protein 2C
Exons: 6
Coding region: 112-921 (269 amino acids)
Biological process (GO): negative regulation of amyloid precursor protein biosynthetic process
Cellular component (GO): Golgi apparatus; extracellular exosome; plasma membrane
Molecular function (GO): amyloid-beta binding
Source: RefSeq, a predicted model, not a curated record
CGGUGCCUGCAGCGCGCGGAGCGGCGGUGGCGGCAUUUGCACAGACCGGGCUGCACGGCUAGAGGUUGCACAGGCAGAGCGUGCGGAGCGGAGGCGCGGCCCGGCGCAGCCAUGGUGAAGAUCAGCUUCCAGCCCGCCGUGGCCGGCAUCAAGGCCAACAAGGCCGACAAGGCGCCGGCCUCAGCCCCGGCCCCGGAGCCCGCCCCGGCCGCUGAGAUCCUGCUGACUCCCGCUGGGGAGGAGCGGCCUCCCCACCCCCGCUACAAGAAGGGGGGCUCCGUGGGCGGCGUGUGCUACCUGUCACUGGGCAUGGUGGUGCUGCUCAUGGGCCUGGUCUUCGCCUCCGUCUACAUCUACAGAUACUUCUUCCUCGCUCAGCUGGCCCGCGAUAACUUCUUCCACUGCGGCGUCCUCUACGAGGACUCCCUGUCCUCCCAGGCCCGCACCCGGAUGGAGCUGGAGGAGGACGUGAAGAUCUACCUCGAGGAGAACUACGAGCGCAUCAACGUCCCCCUGCCCCAGUUUGGCGGCGGGGACCCCGCGGACAUCAUCCACGACUUCCAGCGGGGUCUGACUGCUUACCACGACAUCUCCCUGGACAAGUGCUACGUUAUUGAGCUCAACACCACCAUCGUGCUGCCUCCUCGCAACUUCUGGGAGCUGCUCAUGAACGUGAAGAGGGGGGCCUAUCUUCUGCAGACAUACAUCAUCCAGGAGGAAGUGGUCGUCUCGGAGCAUGUUGGUGACAAGGAGGCACUUGGCUCCUUCAUCUACCACCUGUGCACUGGGAAGGACACCUACCGGCUGCGGCGCCGGGCCACCCGGAGGCGUAUCAACAAGCGUGGGGCCCAGAAGUGCAACGCCAUCCGCCACUUCGAGAACACCUUCGUGGUGGAGACGCUCAUCUGUGGGGUGGUGUGAGGCUCUCCCUGCUCCAGCUCCCCACCUUCUUCCCUUUUCUUCUCUCUGGCCCUCCUCCUGCCCCUUGCUUAGCUUGUACUUUGGGCCCUUCGAUAGAUGUGACGCGUCUCACCGCACCCCCUGCCCCACCUCCCCGUACCACAGCAA